Messenger RNA from Phragmites australis (common reed), 1112 nucleotides. Its product is annotated as ER lumen protein-retaining receptor-like. The coding region runs from base 148 to 795 and encodes 215 amino acids. Gene Ontology annotation, molecular function: ER lumen protein retrieval receptor activity. Gene Ontology annotation, cellular component: membrane; cis-Golgi network; endoplasmic reticulum. NCBI's taxonomy places the organism in Eukaryota, Viridiplantae, Streptophyta, Magnoliopsida, Poales, Poaceae. The record is from RefSeq and is a predicted model, not a curated record. The transcript is spliced from 6 exons. Gene Ontology annotation, biological process: protein retention in ER lumen; endoplasmic reticulum to Golgi vesicle-mediated transport.
CAUCCCCUUCUCGAGUCUCGUCUCGUCCACCGCGACGAGGGAACAGCGCCACUCGCCGACGAGCCGCGCGCGCGCGCGCGCGAGAGAGACCUUUCAGUAGUGGAAAGAAGCGGAAGGGAAGGGGAGGAGAGGAGAGGUGGAUCGGAGAUGAACGCGUUCCGGCUGGCGGGGGACAUGACCCACCUCCUCAGCGUGGUGGUGCUGCUCCUCAAGAUCCACACCAUCAAGUCAUGUGCAGGCAUAUCUCUGAAGACACAGGAGCUGUAUGCGCUUGUUUUUGCAGCUCGGUACCUGGACUUGUUUGUUCAUUUUAUAUCUCUGUAUAAUGCUUUCAUGAAGCUGGUAUUCCUGGCGAGCUCUUUCUCAAUAGUUUGGUACAUGAGAUGGCAUAAGAUUGUGCGGAGAACUUACGACAAGGAUCAUGACACCUUUCGCCAUUAUCUUUUAGUGUUGCCUUGCCUGGCUCUAGCUCUCCUCAUUAACGAGAAGUUUACUUUUAGAGAGGUGAUGUGGGCAUUCUCCAUUUAUUUGGAAGCUGUCGCAAUAUUUCCUCAACUUGUGUUGCUACAAUGCACGAGGAAUAUUGACAACCUGACUGGUCAAUACGUGUUCUUUCUGGGUGCAUACCGCGUGCUUUAUAUACUAAACUGGAUCUACCGAUACUUCACCGAGCCUCAUUUUGUUCACUGGAUAAGCUGGAUCGCGGGGAUAGUGCAGACUCUGUUGUAUGCUGACUUCUUCUACUAUUACAUAAUGAGCUGGAAGAACAAUGUGAAACUAGAGCUACCGGCCUGAGUUUGUUGUUUCCUUUCAAGAUAGACUAGGGUAAUACUCGUUAACGCAAUGGAUAGGCGGACAUGAUACAGAAUAAGCAUUGCUACCACCCACCAGGUUAAGGCAUGCAUUUUGGUUCCUGGGUUUAUAUCCUUGUAUCUUUCUGCUAUUAUUUGGAGGGGAGGAAAGCCAGGGUAGCCUUGUAACUUAUAAGGUGAGCUGUGUUGAACUGCGAUAGUCCUUUCAGGAACUUCGUGGCGGUGGUGCUGUAACCCUUUUAGCAAGUUAUUAUUCUCAUACGAUAUAAUCUACUGUACAAUGCAGUAUUUGUUUGGAAA